GCUUGCGAUCCGCCAUAAUAGAAAAGAAGAAGAACAACAACAACAACUCUCAGCUGUUUCCUGCGUGUUUGUUCCACGCGAGAAAUGGGGGGCAGAGAAUGUUGCGUGAUUAGCUGUGGGAGCAGCUCCCACGACCACCAGGGCAGGAUGUUCCUGAACGGCCUGAGCUUCCACUGCUUCCCUGCGUGGAGAACGAAGGAAGGCGACUUUAUAUCGGAGCUAACGAGGCGGCGGAGAGACGCGUGGGUGACCGCCGUGGGCCGCAGAGAAAUCACCUUCGACCGCAUCCCGUCCUCCAUGAGAGUCUGCUCCAGACACUUUCUGUCUGGAAAACCAGCGUAUGAGAUGCUGGACUCGGAUCCAGACUGGGUGCCGUCUCUACACCUGGGUCAUGAUGGUGAUGAUGAAUAUGAAGAAAAGUCCUGGAAUAAAAGAAGAAGGUUGUCUUAUGAUGAGAAACCAGUAGAAGGAGCAGAUGGUGCUGCUGAAGCCAGGAAGCCUCCUCCGCCUGCGUGGAAAGAAGUGAAAUCUGCCCUGCAGUCUCUUCUGGAGGGUAAAACCAUCAUCAGUCAGCAGCAGGGAGACGAUCAGCAGAACCAAGGCGCUGAAACGAGGACCGACUCCAGCUUCCGGGACUUCUUCAGGAACGCUCUGGAGUCGUCUCUGGAGGCCUCCAUCCAGGCCAGAGCUCGCUCUAAGAGUCGGCCGCCGUCCACAGAGUACGAAGUGGAGCUGAACGUCAAGCUUCCAUCUUCUCCAGGAGAACCGUCCGCUCUGGAAGAGCCAUCCUCUUCACAGCUAUCUUUUUCACAGCCAUCUUUUUUACAGCCGUCUUUUUCACAACCAUCCUCUUCAUCGUCGUGUGCGAACUGCUCCACGAUGCUGCAGAGGAUUCGAGAGCUGGAGCAGAAGCUGUUUGAAGUCGCCAGCAGACAUAAGUUCAAAGUCCUGAACAGACCCAAGCAAAUGAUCACAGAGGAGACCAGACCCUCUGGGGAAGAGGGUGAGUCGACGGCUCACGUUGGACCAGUUCAAGCCACUCCUUCCACGUCCCGCCCUCCUCGUCCUCCUCAGCGCCGCCGCCACUGCUUCAGGAAGGAGUGGGUCAAGAUCUUCCCGUUCCUCCGGUACUCUCCAAGCCUCAACAUCAUGUGGUGCCACGUGUGCCGCGUUCACGCGGACUCGUUCUGCCAGAACCAUCGUCUGAUCAAAGGCUCCAAUCAUUUCACCAAGUCCAGCAUCAGGAAGCACACCAACUCCGCCUACCACCAGCAGAACAUGCAGCGCUUCCUGUGGAGCAGCCACACGCCGCUCGAGGAGCCGUCGGGUCCGUCAGAUCCACCCGCUGAGCCACAAUCAUAACGAAGAAGCAAAAACAAAGGCUCCGGAAAAGUUUUUACUGAAUAAGCUCAACAGCAUAAUAGACAAAGCGUUAAAAAUAGAUCCUACUGUUGGUUUGCAGUUGUUGUGUGGUACAUUGGUGAAUGUUUUUCCUGUCAGAUCAGAACCUUUUUGAGGCCUGAAACAUCUGUGCAAAGUACCGAAACAACAUGGUACUUUGCACAGAUCGAUUCCAUCGAUUCGCUUCUUUCUGAUCUUCCUGGUGACUCUACAACUUCUGAACGAGAGAAACUGGAGCUGAGUGGUUUUUGAGGACUAAAGUUUUGGAAAAUACGUUUGUGUUUUUUCACCACACACUCCUUUGUUUACAUAUUCUAGAGUGAUGUCAGCGGACCUAGAGCCGCCAUCUUGUUUGCGGAGCGUGUUCUGCUGCUCUGUAUUUAUUUGGACGUUGAAUUCAGGUCAACUUUACAAGAGAAUAUUAGUAUGAGGCUAAGUUUAUUUUUGUUUAAAGUAUAAUAAUGCCAUAAUAUUAUAGGAUUCCCAUUUUUUUGAGUAACGUCAGCGCACCAAGAGCCGCCAUCUUGUUUGUUAAAUGUUACAGCUUCUCUUGAUUUCAGGUCAAAUACGUCGAAAUAUUUUAGGUCAGGCUAUGAUAUUUUUAUUUUAGUUAUGAGAAUAAAUAUUACAAAAAUACAGUCAAAAUAAUACAAAAAUAUCAUACUACCAUAAUAAAGUUGUAAUUUUAUGAGAACUCCAACACGAUAAAUAAGUUAAAAUGGCGAAUGUUGAGUAGCUUGAGAAGCUACACUUUAGCAUCAGUUUUGCAAAUAAGAACAAAGGCAGUCUUAGCCUGCCUGGCGCCCCCCAAGAUGUCGCCCGUAUCAGAAACCUCAACCGGAUAAGAUAAUACUUCACCUUUUAACACAUCAGCGCCAAAUUAUUGGGACUUUGAAAUGAUUGAGCAAUGACUAAGUCUAAGAAAGAAUAACAAACUGGAUUGGUCACGUCUGAUAACUAAGCUAAUUUUUAUCAUUUUAAGAAUUUAUUUGUGAUAAACUUGUCUUUUUCUGCUAAUACUGUGAAUAUAUUAUUAUUAAACAAAAUCUCUUGUAGAUGGCCCUGAUGUCCGUAGUACCACUCCAAGAAGAAAAGAUAUUUUCUAUCAUUUUUAAGUUUUUUUUCUUCUUUCUAGAAAAGAAAGCGGUCAAUAAAAAACAUCGAGUGAAAUCGGAUCUGGUAUGAAAAAAUGUGGAGAUACUAUUUUUAAACCUAGAAACAUUCCUGAAAUCGAUCAAAUCAACUUUUGAAACGUCACCAACUCUGGGUCAGUUACCAUGGUAACAAACCCCGAUAACAGCCGAAGCAGGUUGUUACGAUACUACUGACCAGGUCGUUGUGUUAGCCGGGAAGCUAAAGCACUCAACUCGCACAUAAUUGGAUCCAUGGAAACGUCUAUUUUGGUUAAAUCAAUGGAGACUAAAAGAACCAAAAUCCAAAAGGGAAAACAAAUGGUUCCGAUUGGAGCCGUCUGUGUUAAGAGCUAGUAAAGCUAACUUCCGGUUCUCACAAUGAUGGCUGCUGCUGCCGUUUUUCACUCGGGUGUUUCUCACUUCCUGUUAUGAUCCUGGAUUAGUAGAAUCUGUGAGCUGCUGCAGUUUUGGUGAGAAAGUUCAUAUUUUCUGACUAAAUCUGUGAAAUACGGAAGCAUUCAACUGUCAAAGCUUAGAAAUAAAUUCUGGAGCACUAAGAAUAAGAAAGGUGGUAACAGUAAAACAGAAAUGCCUCUUGUGACUUUUUUUAACAUGUAUAAUAAAUUUUGCAUUUCGUUUGGAGAUACUUCACCUGGAUUUAUUUCCAAGCUCUGGCAGUUAAAACCAUUAAGCUGUGAAUUUAUGACACUAAACCUUUUAUUUUAUUUUAAAAGUGCAUUAAAGAAAGACAUUAAUGGAGUUGA
Xiphophorus maculatus (southern platyfish) is the source of this 3298-nucleotide messenger RNA. RefSeq lists its product as uncharacterized. The record is from RefSeq and is a predicted model, not a curated record. The transcript has 6 exons. Lineage: Eukaryota; Metazoa; Chordata; Actinopteri; Cyprinodontiformes; Poeciliidae. The coding region runs from base 85 to 1362 and encodes 425 amino acids.